CUCCAGCCUCAGCGCACCCCAAUGCUGUAAUUAUAGGUGUUAGCUACUUGUAGGGAUUGCAUGUAAGUCUGAUGUAAUUUAAGGAACAGUUGCCUUUUUGUUUCUUUCUUGUCUGGCUUUGUUUUUGAUACAGGUUGUCAAUUCCUAGCCUAGGCUGUCCUGAAGCUUGUAGGAAAUUCUGCUGCCUCAGCCACCUGUGGCCAGUAACUGUUAGCUUUGGAACUGUCUAUGGGCCUCCCUCUUUGGCCUCUUCUGCCCACACAGCUGUAGCCAUGCUCUGGUUAUUCAGUUUUUACCUUGGAAUUAGUGGGCUAGGAUACAGUUGCUUCAGCUCACCCAAGGUCAGCAUGGGGUCUCAGCACAAGGAACAUGGUUUUCUUCCAUUUUGUUGCUAGGAUUUUAUUUUUCAGCUCCUUCUCUUCCUCCUCCUUCUCUUCUUUCUCUUUCCCCUUCCCCUCCCUCUCCCCCUCCUCCUCUCCCUCCUCCUCCUCUCCCUCCUCCUCUUCUUUCUCUUCCCUCUCCCCCUCCCCCCUUUGAUAGAUAGAUCCAGAUCUUAUGACUUACUUGUACCAUAGCCAGAGGCCCCUUCAGUGUUUUGUGAUGAGUCAUUUCCUAAUCAGUGCCAAGCAUUGGGCCUGGAGCUCCCUGCCCAGGGGUGGGGACAGCAGGCCUGUCUGCAGCUGGGAGGAAGUCCUUGUUCCAGAAGAGCAGGGCAGGGGGUCUUCAGGAUGACUAGAAUGAGUGGCCCGAGUGGUCCUGAGGGUUCUGUCCAUGAGGAUGGGUGACACACACCCUGUGUCCCCUAACCUGCUGUGGCCCUGUGGAUUCAUAGUGACUGCCAGAGUCCUAGACAGAAGCCUAGAGCAAGAGACAAAAGAGUGUUGAAAAUGUUGAAGGCUGUGCUGAAGAAGAGCCGAGAGGGAGUAAAGGGAAGCAAGAAGGAAGCAGGAGGUGACUUUGGCUCAGAGACGCCCACCUUGUCCUCCAGUGGUGACUCUCCUGUGAACAGUUUGUCCACAACAGAGGACACCUACCGUGUGAGCUUGGCCAAAGGGGUCUCCAUGUCUCUUCCUUCAUCACCUUUGCUGCCUCGACAAUCUCACCUGACACAGUCAAGGGCGAACAAAAAGUCUCCAGGUCCCGUCAGGAAGCCCAAGUAUGUGGAAAGCCCCAGGGUACCAGGAGAUCCAGUUAUGAUUCCCUUCAGAGAAGGGUCCAAGCCCGCAGAGCCCAUCGAGACUGAAGCAAAGGUGGAUAAUGAACCGAGCUGCUCUCCAGCAGCACAGGAACUGUUGACAAGACUGGGAUUUUUACUGGGAGAGGGGAUCCCAAGUGCCACACACAUAACCAUCGAAGACAAAAAUGAAGCCAUGUGCACAGCCCUGAGUCAAGGCAUCAGUCCUUGCUCCACACUGACAAGCAGCACCGCCUCUCCCAGCACCGAUAGCCCCUGCUCAACCUUGAAUAGCUGUGUCAGCAAGACGGCAGCCAACAAAAGCCCCUGUGAGACCAUUAGCAGCCCUAGUUCCACCCUGGAGAGCAAGGACAGUGGAAUUAUAGCCACAAUUACCAGUUCAUCGGAAAAUGAUGACCGGAGUGGCUCCAGUCUGGAAUGGAAUAGAGAUGGAAGCCUGAGGUUAGGGGUUCAGAAGGGAGUGCUUCAUGACCGAAGGGCUGAUAACUGUUCCCCAGUGGCAGAAGAGGAGACUACUGGGUCGGCGGAGAGCGUACUGCCCAAGGCGGAAUCCUCAGCUGGAGAUGGUCCGGUCCCUUAUUCUCAGAGCUCAGGCUCGCUAAUAAUGCCACGGCCCAACUCAGUUGCAGCGACAAGUUCUACCAAAUUGGAAGACUUGAGCUAUUUAGACGGACAGAGAAAUGCUCCUCUCCGGACGUCGAUUAGAUUGCCCUGGCACAGUACGGCUGGAGGUAGGGCACAGGAAGUUAAAGCACGGUUUGCUCCCUACAAACCACAGGAGAUUUUGUUGAAGCCCUUGCUUUUCGAAGUGCCAAGCAUCACGACCGACUCUGUGUUUGUGGGAAGAGAUUGGCUCUUUCAACAGAUAGAAGAGAACUUGAGGAACACAGAACUGGCAGAAAACAGAGGAGCAGUGGUGGUGGGAAAUGUAGGGUUUGGGAAGACAGCCAUCAUUUCCAAGUUGGUGGCACUGAGCUGUCAUGGAAGCCGCAUGAGACAGAUAGCAUCCAGCAGCCCCAGUUCAUCUCUCAAAACCUCAGAUCCCACCCAUGACCUUCCCGGUACUCCGUUACUUUCACCAAGUUCUUCCACAAGCGCUCUCGGUGCGGCCAGAACACCUCCCGGGCCCGGUACUGUUGACAGCCAGAGACCAAGAGAGGAUGCGGUGAAAUACCUCGCCUCUAAGGUGGUGGCCUACCAUUACUGCCAGGCAGACAACACGUACACGUGUCUGGUACCUGAGUUUGUGCACAGCAUUGCAGCUUUGCUGUGCCGGUCCCACCAGCUGGCUGCCUACCGAGACCUUCUGAUCAGGGAGCCCCAGCUACAGAGCAUGCUGAACCUCCGCUCCUGUGUGCAGGAUCCUGUGGCUGCUUUCAAGAGGGGCAUCCUGGAGCCACUUACAAACCUAAGAAACGAGCAGAAAAUUCCAGAAGAGGAAUACAUCAUCUUGAUAGAUGGCUUGAAUGAAGCCGAAUUUCAUAAGCCUGAUUACGGGGACACGCUGUCUUCAUUCAUUACCAAAAUCAUUCCUAAGUUCCCCCCCUGGCUGAAGUUGAUCGUGACCGUGAGAGCAGAUUUUCAGGAAAUCAUCAGCACGCUGCCUUUUGUCAAGCUUUCCUUAGACGACUUCCCAGGCAACCAGGACAUCCACAGCGACCUGCACGCAUACGUCCAGCACAGGGUCCACAGCAGUCAGGACAUCCUCAGCAACAUCUCCCUGAACGGCAAGGCCGACGCCGCCCUCAUCGGCAAAGUCAGCAGCCACCUGGUGCUGCGGAGCCUUGGCUCCUACCUGUACCUCAAGCUCACGCUGGACCUCUUCCAGCGGGGCCACCUGGUCAUAAAGAGCGCCAGCUACAAGGUGGUGCCUGUGUCUCUGUCUGAGCUCUAUUUGCUGCAGUGCAACAUGAAGUUCAUGACCCAGUCUGCCUUCGACCGAGCCCUUCCCAUUUUGAACGUGGCCCUCGCGUCCCUCCACCCCAUGACGGAUGAGCAGAUAUUCCAGGCGAUCAACGCCGGCCACAUCCAAGGCGAGCAGGGCUGGGAGGACUUUCAGCAGAGGAUGGAGGCCCUCUCUUGCUUCCUCAUUAAGAGGAGAGACAAAACCCGGAUGUUCUGCCACCCGUCCUUCAGAGAGUGGCUGGUGUGGAGAGCGGAUGGCGAAAGCACAGCCUUCCUGUGUGAGCCCAGGAAUGGACACGCUCUACUGGCGUUCAUGUUUUCUCGACAGGAAAGCAAGCUGAACCGCCAGCAGACCGUGGAGCUUGGCCACCACAUCCUGAAGGCACACAUUUUCAAGGGCCUCAGUAAGAAGACUGGAGUCUCCUCAAGCCAUCUGCAGGCCCUGUGGAUUGGCUACAGCACAGAGGGGCUGUCUGCUGCCCUGGCCUCUCUCAGGAAUCUCUACACUCCCAAUGUAAAGGUGAGCCGGCUCCUGAUCUUGGGAGGGGCCAACGUGAACUACAGGACAGAAGUGUUAAACAACGCCCCCAUCCUGUGCGUCCAGUCUCACCUUGGCCAUGAGGAAGUUGUCACGCUCCUGCUGGAAUUUGGCGCCUGCCUGGACGGGAUGUCGGAGAAUGGAAUGAACGCACUGUGUUACGCAGCUGCUGCCGGCCACAUGAAGCUGGUGUGUCUGCUGACCAAGAAGGGGGCAAGGGUGGACCACUUGGAUAAGAAGGGCCAGUGUGCACUCGUCCACAGCGCGCUGAGGGGCCACAGUGACAUUCUCCAGUACCUACUGAACUGUGAGUGGUCGGCAGGCCCUCCGCAGCCUGGCACCCUGAGGAAGAGCCAAGCCCUGCAGCAGGCACUGACAGCAGCCGCCAGCAUGGGCCACAGCGCGGUCGUCCAGUCCUUGCUGGGAAUGGCAGAGGAACAUGAAAUCGAAGUCAAUGGCACCGACACAUUGUGGGGAGAAACAGCGCUGACUGCCGCGGCUGGGAGAGGAAAGCUGGAGAUCUGCGAGCUUCUGCUGGAGCGUGGAGCGGCCGUGUCUCGGGCCAACAGGAGAGGGGUACCCCCUCUGUUUUGUGCAGCCCGCCAGGGGCAUUGGCAGGUCGUGCAAUUGCUUUUGGAUCGGGGCUGUGACGUGAACCUGAAUGACAAGCAGGGUCGGACACCUCUCAUGGUGGCUGCCUGUGAAGGACACCUGAGCACCGUGGAAUUUCUCCUCUCCAAAGGUGCUGCUCUUUCUUCCCUGGACAAAGAGGGCCUGUCGGCAUUGAGCUGGGCUUGUCUGAAGGGUCACAGGGCAGUGGUCCAGUAUCUGGUCGAAGAAGGAGCAGAAAUAGACCAAACAGACAAAAAUGGCCGUACUCCCUUGGACCUGGCCGCCUUCUAUGGUGAUGCAGAGACUGUGCUGUACCUGGUGGAGAAAGGAGCCGUGAUAGAACACGUGGACCACAGUGGGAUGCGCCCCCUGGACAGAGCCAUCGGUUGCCGAAACACCGCUGUAGUGGUUACACUGCUGAGAAAAGGAGCCAAACUAGGAAAUGCCGCUUGGGCGAUGGCCACUUCCAAACCUGAUAUUCUGAUCAUACUUUUACAGAAAUUGAUGGAGGAAGGAAAUGUGAUGUACAAGAAAGGGAAGAUGAAGGAGGCAGCCCAGAGGUACCAGUAUGCCUUACGGAAGUUCCCUCGGGAAGGACUCGGAGAAGACAUGAGGCCAUUCAAUGAGCUGAGAGUCUCCCUCUAUCUCAACCUGUCGAGAUGCCGAAGGAAAACCAAUGACUUUGGCUUGGCAGAAGAAUUUGCUUCAAAGGCUCUGGAACUGAAACCGAAAUCCUAUGAAGCCUUUUAUGCCCGGGCAAGAGCAAAAAGGAACAGCAGGCAGUUCCUGGCUGCUCUGGCUGACCUGCAGGAGGCUGUGAAACUCUGUCCCACCAAUCAGGAAAUCAAGCGGCUUUUGGCCCGUGUUGAAGAAGAGUGUAAACAACUCCAGAGGAACCAGCAGCAGAAACAGCAGGCACCCCUGCCGGCUCCACCCAAUGACUCUGAUAAUGAUGAGGAGGCCCCAGCCUCUAGUCUAAAAGACCACUUCCCCAUUGAGGAGGCAGAGGAGGAAGACACCUCUUCACAAGAAGAGUCCAUUUCCCCGACUCCCAGAUCCCAGCCACCACCAUCUGUCCCUUCCCCAUAUAUCCGCAACCUUCAAGAGGGAUUACAGUCCAAAGGCAGGCCAGCGUCCCCACAGAGCAGGGCAGGAAUCAGUAAGUCCCUGAGAGAGACUGUAGCUCAGCCAGGUUUGGUUAUGCAGCCGACCAAACAGGCGCAGAUCGUGAAGACCAAUCAACAUCUAGGUUCUGGGCAAUCCAGCAUGAGGAACAGUAACACCAAAGUACAGGUCUCUUCUCAGAACCCUCCCCCAAGCCCAAUGCCAGGUAGAGUAUCUGCAGCCCCUGCCGUGAGCAGAAACCAGCAUUUAGAGGGAACGGGUCCCUUCAGUACAGGAACUGGUUGUGGUCACUUCGGGGAUCGGCUGGGCCCCAGCCAGAGCCUCCAGCUGCAGCGCGGUGAGAGCGGCACUGCGUAUCCUCUCCCGAGCAAAGUCAAAGCAGCCGAGAGGCUCCUGGCUCACGCCUCUGUGGCUGUGGACAUGGCCCCUCCGAGCCAGGGUGGACCAGUGAGCUGCAGCGAUGUGCGGCACCCAGCUUCCCUCAGCAGCUCCGGCUCGUCCGGCUCUCCAUCCAGCAGCGUAAAGAUGUCGAGCUCCACCAGUAGCUUGACUUCAAGCAGUAGCGUUUCAGACGGAUUCAAGGCCCAAGGACCAGACUCUAGAAUCAGAGACAGAGGUACAACUCAGGUGCAGGGUGGCACUGCCGAACACAGGCCCCGCAACACUCCAUUCAUGGGCAUCAUGGACAAGACCGCCAGGUUCCAGCAGCAAGUCAACCCUCCGAGCCGCUCCUGGCACUGCCCGGUGACAGAGGGACUACUGACAAACACAGCCACUGCAGCCGGCCUGCAGACUAACUCUGAGAAACCCGCCCUCAAGCCCGGAGGAUAUUGUAGCCAAGCCAAGCCGUGUUCAGUUCCCCCCCUGGGCAUGGGUGUCCACAAUGGGGCUCAGGUGAAGGAGCUGGAAGAAAAUAAGUGCCAAAUUCCAGCCCUCUGUCAAGACAACAGGAAAACUAAGGGUGUGCCCCAUCUCUACCCGGAAGGCGUCUCUAAGCAGCCGCUUCAUGUCAGUACGGAAGCCCACAGGAGCCACCUCACUUCAGCGAAACCAAAGCGAUCGUUCAUAGAGUCCAAUGUGUGAGCCUUAAGCAACCCCUGUGUAGAAUCUGGAGUGCAGUCUGUUGGCUCGUGGUGAUAAAUAAUGUCUUUUUUUCAUAAUAAAAAUUACCUGUUAGCCAUAUUUUCCACCUCUUGGGUGGAUCUGAUGCCAUUGACAUAUUAAAACUGUAGGAUAAAACUAUAGUUAAGUAGCUAGAAAUCAGCCAUAAACAGAAAUACUAAACAGCAUUGAAAACCGUUGUCAGCUUUUAUCUGGCGAUUUAAAGGCUGCCAAGAAGACAUCAACCAAUGCCGUUCUCUUAGGAAAUCAUUUGGUUUGCUAAGUGUAAGCGGAAAAAAAGAGAAGGGGGGGGGGGGAAGUCCACUGGUAAAAGUUUUUUAACUCCUGACGUCAUAAUAUCUCGAAGUGUAUUCUGGAAAAGAUUGGGGGCGGGGAUUUUUUUAAGUUCCAGAUUCCUUAAGUCAAACCUGUCCUUACAUAUGUGUGAAACUUGCAACCUGAGUGGUAUCUAGCUGGAUGUCAAUGUGACUUUUUUUCUGUCAGUGAAAUACAAGGGCACCCAUGUAUCAUUCCCGUCAUGGUGGUUACGCAAGGUGACCAAACACCGACUUCCAUGAUAUGGUCAUCUGUAGAGUAUUUUUAUUUUAUAGCCCCCUUUUUGGAACUAUAUUUAUGCUUCACAGUGUUACUGAGAAGAGGGAACAGGCUAGCUAGAAUUUUGACUGGUGUCCAGGUCAGAGUUGGGCAAAAGUCCCAAAAAGGGCACUCUUAGUGGCGGCAACAAAUUAGCCCUAACUGGUUCCAAAAGUGUUCUGGACAGUGACCGUCCCCGAAACGAGCCUCCAGUGUCCUGUAGGGACAGUGGUCAGACAGGAUCCUUGAGGUCUGGGUGAUGGUUUUGUUUCCUUACGCAGCCCGCUGUUUCAUAGUCACUUGUUAUGUAUGUAUGUGUAUAUAUAUGUAUAUAUAUAGCCCAUUUUAUUCAGGCUUGUAAAUAGAACUCAAAGGAAGCUAAUCUGAAGACACACAGCAGGACCCCGCCUGCCAUCUCUCCGCAUGUUCUUUGUGAGCGCUAUGCUGGUUACCACACAGAACGAUGUGUUAUCAUGGCUUGUCACAGAAUACCCGCAAUGGCACUUUAUCUCAUUUGUACGGAUGUACAGACACCUCUGAGGUGCUACUUAAAUCCAGGCUGACAUAUUUUUCAUCUGUAAAGAUAAGGUACAAGAAUGAACCUUGGUUUGAGGUAUUUUUAUAUGAAAAUGGUGUUAUUUGGAAGAUGUUCAAAUGCUGGUUUGAGAGAGGUGGGGGGGCAGUAUUUUAUAUGUCGAGAUGUGAAAUGUAUUUUCUAGAUCGGGGAGAAGGAAGUUCUAUAUUUGCAGAAUGUUUUAGACAUGAGUAUCCACGAUGCUCCUCUGAACAUCAUUAAGGUUUUGUAUGGAAAGGAACCUUGCAGCGUCAUUCAGUGUGUCUGUUCCUGUGUGUUGUAUGCUUUGUACAAAAAGCUAGGUCGUUGUUCUAAGCUCUCUCUGAGUUCCGCUUUAACUAUACGGCUUAUUUAUUGUUUUCUUUAAUAUUUGUGAACGUCUUACUCUUUGGUUAUGUAGUUUGUUUCUGCACAACUACUGUACUUUUCCACACAGAAUAAAGACCAUUACUUCA
Messenger RNA from Rattus norvegicus (Norway rat), 8099 nucleotides. NCBI's taxonomy places the organism in Eukaryota, Metazoa, Chordata, Mammalia, Rodentia, Muridae. The record is from RefSeq and is a predicted model, not a curated record.